Molecule: messenger RNA, 1660 nt
Organism: Stylophora pistillata
Lineage: Eukaryota; Metazoa; Cnidaria; Anthozoa; Scleractinia; Pocilloporidae
Product: general transcription factor IIH subunit 4
Biological process (GO): nucleotide-excision repair
Cellular component (GO): transcription factor TFIIH core complex; transcription factor TFIIH holo complex
Molecular function (GO): double-stranded DNA binding; ATPase activator activity
Source: RefSeq, a predicted model, not a curated record
CUCAACUAACAUGGCGUCUGCGAAACUAGCUGGGCCGCCCUCUUUCCGACAUUUACAAUGCAGAGAUCUUCACCAGUAUUUGGGAAGUUUACCGUCUGGUACAUUGGACAGAUUAUACAAUCACCCAGCGAUUUGCCUAGCAGUUUUCAGGGAAUUACCAGAACUUGCAAAACAAUUUGUGAUGAGGACUUUAUUUGCUGAUCAGCCUGUACCAGAAACCUUGGUAGCUGCAUGGGUCAAAACAGACUACCAGAAACAUUACAUAGGAUCUAUAAACAGACUGAAAAGCCUCAGGAUUUGGAAAGAAUCAAGUGGUGGAGUACCAAAUAGGCUUGAAAUGAAUGCAACAUUCCGCAGCAAUCUCAAGAUUGCUCUCUGCGGCGGAGGAAACCCAUGGAUAGGAUCCGGUGAACAAAAUGAAAGAGACAAGCAUGCACGUGACAUUCCAUUUCUUGAUAACUACAGUAUGGAAAGAUGGGAGUCUGUUCUUCAUUUUAUGACUGGUUAUACUUCAAGUGAAGAAGGUGCUGCAGUUAGUCAGGAUGUUGUCCGUGUAUUGGGUUAGUCAGGACUCAUGAAAUGUGAGACAGCCGGCACAUCACAAGUUAUAAGUCCUGCUGGAUUUCAGUUUUUACUUAUGGACACAGCUUCACAAGUGUGGUACUUUAUGAUUCAAUACCUGGAGACUGUUGAGGGAAUAGGCAUGGAUCUUGUGGAGUGCCUGUCUUUUUUAUUUCAAAUUAGCUUUGCAAGCCUUGGCAAGGACUACUCAACAGAGGGAAUGAGUGAGUCUCAACUGAAAUUUCUUCAACAUCUGAGAGAGUUUGGUCUUGUCUUUCAACGAAAGCGAAAGUCACGAAGAUACUACCCCACCAGAUUAGCCAUUAAUUUGGCUUCAGCAGGAAUAGGGAGUUCAACUGUCAUUAACACAGAUCAGAAGGGCUUUAUUGUCGUUGAAACAAACUACCGUCUUUAUGCAUACACAAAUUCAUCUCUGCAAGUAGCUCUUGUAGGAUUAUUUGCUGAGAUUCUCUGCAGAAUCCCAUCAUACCACCAACAAUAAGUGAUCAAAUUCGACUCUGGGAACUGGAAAGGAGCAGAAUGAAGUUCACUGAAGGUGUGUUAUACAACCAGUUCCUCUCACAAGCAGAUUUUGAAACCCUAAAAAAGUAUGCUGAGGAUCUCGGUGUACUUAUGUGGGCCAACUCGUCAAAGAGAGUUAUUGUAGUUAGCCGCUCGGGUCAUGAUGACGUUAAAAGGUUUUGGAAACGACAGAAAAACACGUGACAGCUCUUGAUGAUGCACAAGCUUACUAAGCAAGCCGUAUUACUUCCUCGUGGUAGGCACGUGACUUGUGAUGGAAAAAACCUAUCAACGCAUGCGUCAGGGAACUACAGAAUCAAUGUGAAAAUUUCUGUAAGUACUGGCUGGAUUUGUAGGGCACGUGAUUUCCACCCGAAGGGCACGUGAACUUCACUUGACGAUUACAGUCUAGCGUAUGCCUUUGUGCAGAUACUUGAAGUGAAAUCGAAUAAAUUUAACAAAAGGCAAAACAGAUUACGAAGCUGGAACCGAAAAAAAACCCUUCCAAAAAGAAGGGAGGUAUUUAUUUGAUAUUGCUUUUAUUGGCGUAGUUCAAUAAAUGUUAUACGUACUUGUG